GCGGACCGCGCUGACGCCAGCGGGACGGGCCAAGGGAUUGAGGGCCCGGCAGCCGCCUGUGAGAGCGGAGGCACGGGGCUGCCAGGUGCCUGGCCCGGUGCUCUGUCAAUGCUUGGAGCAUUGAAUUGGAUGGGUGGGUGUUACAGCCAGUUAAUCCCGCCCCUUUGAAGCAGUCCUUUUGCUAGCCAGUGGCUCUCGUGGAAUUCAGCAGCAGACUGGCUAAAGGCAUCCUUGGAGACGUCCAGCCCCACAAGGAAAUAGGACCAGAGAAGGCCAACAACUUGCCCAGGUCAUACAGCUAGGAAGAGGCAACUCUGGAACUGGAGCCCAGGCUCAGCCUUUGACUCCUGGUCAUUCUAACGGCUGGAGGUCAAAUCCCCUUGUAAAAAGGAUUUGUUCUGUGAAGUUUGGAUGCAAAGAGCCGCACUUGAAAACCUAGAGCGCCACAUAUGGCCUCGGGGUUGAAGGUUCCAACCCCGUAACCCUUGGUCUUCGCAGAUGUCGACGGACCCCAGACCCUUGUCCUAAGUCUGGUUCACUCUUUGAGUAAAAAGGGCCAAAAGGAUUGGAGCUCAAUUGGAGCUCAUGGCCUUGGACCAGUCCUUGCCUCACUAGAUGCCUCCAGCGUCCCUUCAGGUUGUGACAGAAACAUCACAUCGGAGCCAAUGGGAACCAAGUUCUAAUGGUGCAUCCCUCACACCUGGAGGGCCUCAGGUCUGGCCAGCUCCGGGCUGCUGCUGGUCCAGUGUCGGCUGCAGACAGCAGCAUUGUUCCCAGACAGAGUCCUCAACUGGCACUGAGAACAAGCAGGCUCCACAGCAUCUCCCAGGCAGAAGGCUGGAGCUCAGAGGCAUCCCUCAGUGGAGGGAGAAUCCAGUGCUAGGGAGCCCCAGCUUGGGGCUGGGUGAUGUUCUAACUGAUUCUCUCCUGCCAUUUUCCUGCCCCUCCCCCUGAAUCAUCAGCAACUGAAGGACAAAAGGAAACAUGGAACGACACAAAUGCUACUCCAGGGAAUUUUAUGACCAAUACGCCCAAAGUCAAGACAAGUCAGUUGUGAACAAGAUGCAACAGAAGUAUUGGAAAACAAAGCAAGCCCUCAUCAAGGUGACAGGCAAGAAGGAAGAUGAGCAUGUGGUGGCCUCAGACGCAGAUCUGGAUGCCAAGCUAGAGCUGUUCCACUCCAUCCAGAGGACAUGUAUGGAGCUCCUCAAAGCCAUUGAACUCUAUCAGAAGAGGAUUUGCUUCCUGUCACAAGAAGAAAGUGAGCUGGGUAGGUUCCUUCGCUCCCAGGGUUCCCAGGACAAAACUCGAGCAGGGAAGAUGAUGCAGGCCACGGGGAAGGCACUGUGCUUCUCCUCUCAGCAAAGGCUGGCCUUGCGGAGUCCUUUAUGCCGACUCUACCAGGAGGUGGAGACAUUUCGGUACCGCGCUAUAUCUGACACCUGGCUCACUGUGAACCGGAUGGAACAGUAUCGCACUGAGUACCGUGGCGCUUUGCUGUGGAUGAAAGACGUGUCUCAGGAGCUGGACCCAGACCUUUUUAAGCAAAUGGAGAAGUUUCGGAAGGUCCAAGCCCAAGUGCGCCAUGCAAAGCUCAAUUUUGACCAGCUCAAGAAUGAUGUGUGUCAAAAAGUGGAUCUCCUUGGAGCGAGCAGAUGUAACCUGCUGUCUCACGUGCUCACAACAUAUCAGACUACCUUGCUUCAUUUCUGGGAGAAAACCUCACACACCAUGGCAGCCAUCCAUGAGAGCUUCAAAGGUUACCAGCCUUAUGAGUUCACCAUGUUGAAGAGCUUACAGGACCCUGUAAACAAGUUGAUAGAAGAUGCCGAAAAGAAGGAACGAGCCAAGAAAGAAAGCUUGGAAAGGGAGCCCCAGCAGCCAGACUCGCUGAUAUCACUGGAUGUGGAAAACCCUGACAUCACGCCCGCCUACUUCACUGAGGAUGAAAAGAAUGCCUUCUCCACCCUAGAAGAGGAGUCGACUCAUAUCCAGUGCUCAGGAACCAUUGAUGAGCUGUUGGACCUGAUGCCGUCAGAGACAGGGGCCUCGGAGUCUGAGGUGACCGACAAGGACGACAUGCAACUGCUUAAUGAGAUUCUCAAUGCAUCGUCCUUGGAUGAGGGAGACUUCAGCAAAGAGUGGAAGGCGGUCUUUGGGAACAAGCAGACCCCAGAGCCCACCGCCACGUGUGUGCCAGGAGAGCCAGAACCAGGACCCCCUCCAUCACCAAGCUUCCUCCCUUCCCAGCUGCUAGACAAAAAUAUGCAUGACUUACAGUCAUCCCUCCAAGGCUGGAGAGAGAGCCCGGGCAGCCCUCCAACCAUCUGGAAGCCAUCAGUGGCCCCCAAGCCCGCUAGCAGCACCACGCCCCCUGUGAAAGAACCCGAAAAGAGCUCUCGAGACCUGACGGCCUGGUUCAGCCUUUUUGCCGACCUGGACCCACUGUCCAACCCGGACGCUGUCGGGAGAACGGACAAAGAACACGAGCUGCUCAAUGCCUGAGUCCGUGCGGGUCGAAGCGCACUGGCGCCGCUGCCACUGCGUGGCCGGCCUGAUUACUGCGUGAAUGUUUCUGUGCCAUGACAAUAAAAGGGGACAGGUAGAAGCCCUGUUUAUAUUGCUA
This is a messenger RNA of Phascolarctos cinereus (koala), 2626 nucleotides long. RefSeq names its product islet cell autoantigen 1 (gene ICA1). Gene Ontology annotation, biological process: regulation of transport. Lineage: Eukaryota; Metazoa; Chordata; Mammalia; Diprotodontia; Phascolarctidae. The record is from RefSeq and is a predicted model, not a curated record. Gene Ontology annotation, molecular function: protein domain specific binding. Gene Ontology annotation, cellular component: Golgi apparatus.